Molecule: messenger RNA, 1882 nt
Organism: Helobdella robusta
Lineage: Eukaryota; Metazoa; Annelida; Clitellata; Rhynchobdellida; Glossiphoniidae
Exons: 17
Coding region: 134-1882 (582 amino acids)
Biological process (GO): xylulose metabolic process
Cellular component (GO): cytosol
Molecular function (GO): D-xylulokinase activity
Source: RefSeq, a predicted model, not a curated record
CGUCGUUAGCUGCUGAUCUCGUUGUGAUAGUAAAAACUUGAUCAAAUUACACUUUUUAUCCGAAACUUCGCCUAAUUUUAGAAAAAGAUUAUAAAUUAUUAUUGAAUAUUUAUUAUUAAUUUUGCGUUUUUUGAUGAUGUCCAGACCUGAUGAUGAUAAGUUAUUCUUGUCCAUCGAAAUAAGCACACAACAAACAAAGGUGAUCGUAAUAAAUAACGGAUGGAGAGUCGUUUAUGAGGAUGCUGUCACCUUUGAAACUGACUUGCCACAGUAUAAAACCAAAUCGGGAGUAACCUAUCACGAGGAUGGCAAAACCGUUACAGCCCCCGUACUCAUGUGGAUUGAGGCAGUUGACCUGAUUCUAGAGAGAAUGAAAGAGAACAGUGUCGACUUUUCAAAAAUUGUAGCUGUUUCUGGAGCAGCACAGCAACAUGGAAGCGUUUAUUGGAGGUAUGGAAGUGAAGGGUUACUCACAAAUUUGGAUAGUAACCUUCCGAUGCACAAACAAUUAAAGGACGCCUUCACUAUCCUGGACAGUCCCAUAUGGAUGGAUGCCAGUACGGAGGAAGAAUGCAGAGAGAUUGAAGAAAAAAUGGGAGGAGGAGAGAAGCUCAGCCUCAUAACUGGCUGUCGGGCAUUUCACAGAAUCACCGCCAACCAGAUAAAGAAAAUUUACAAACAUCAUCACCAGGAAUAUUUGCAAACGGAAGUGAUAAGCCUGGUCAGUAGUUUUGCGUGCAGUUUGAUGCUUAGAAGGUACGCCAGCAUCGACCUUCCCGACGGGUCUGCCAUGAAUCUGUUGCAUCUGAAGGAACGCACCUGGAGUGAGAGGUGUCUGCAGGCGUAUGGGAUGGAUGGUUUGGCAAUGAAACUUAGACCACUUGUACCGUGUGGAAAAUGUCUUGGCAACAUCUCUCCGUACCUAGUAGUUAGGUACGGUUUCAACCCAAGGUGCAAGGUCAAGGCUUUUACUGGUGACAAUCCAGCUUCCAUGAUUGGAAUGAAGGCUUGUACUCGCGACGCUGUUAUCAGUUUAGGAACGAGUGACACGUUAUCAUUUUCCAUGGAUGAAUACAACUCUAAGCCAUGUUUGGGUGGUCUUGUCAUGAUCAACCCGCUCAAUCCCAAUAUCUAUAUGAUUAUGCUAUGCUUCAAGAACGGGAGUUUGACCCGCAGCAAGGUCAAGGACAAUUGCGGGUUAGGGUCGUGGCGAGAAUUUGACGAGGCUCUUGAGAGGGGUGUGCCUGGUAACCACGGUCACAUCGGAAUUUAUUACGACUUACCUGAAAUCCACCCUCCAGUUCACGGAGUCAUGAGACUGGGCCCCACAAACUUGGUGAUGACGUCAUUCGAACCGGAAAUAGAAAUCAGGGCUCUGGUCGAAGGACAGGUGGCCGUUAAGAAGUUACACGCCCUUAAGAUGGGGAUAAAUCUUGAUGGAGUGGAAAGAAUUUUAGCUACGGGCGGUGCCUCUGCCAGCAAGCCGACGCUUCAGAUCAUAGCGGAUGUUUUCGACAAGCCGGUCGUAACCAAAGACAUUAAAAACUCGGCCUGCCUCGGCGGUGCAUACCUGGCCAAAUUUGGCUUUAAAGAUCCUGAUAAUGAUGAUGGUGGCGCUGCUGGUGAUGAUGAUGAGGACGGUGGGGGUGGUAGUGGUGGGGGUUGUUUUGGCAAUAAUGACGAUGAUGGUGAUGAUGAUGAUGAUUGUCUUAAUACCAUUUUUCCUAACAAAGAUGCCGUCAAGGUGAGUUAUUGUUUUAUUAUUGUUAAUAUUAUUAUUAUUAUUAUAAUUAUUAUUAUUUUUGUUGUUUUUGUUAUUAUUAUUGUUGUUGUUGUUGUUGUUGUUGUUGUUGUUGUUGUUGUUGUUGUUGUUGUGACGUAA